Baudoinia panamericana UAMH 10762 is the source of this 380-nucleotide messenger RNA. RefSeq lists its product as uncharacterized. The record is from RefSeq and is a predicted model, not a curated record. The transcript is spliced from 2 exons. The coding region runs from base 90 to 332 and encodes 80 amino acids. NCBI's taxonomy places the organism in Eukaryota, Fungi, Ascomycota, Dothideomycetes, Mycosphaerellales, Teratosphaeriaceae.
CAAGACGCUUUACAUAGCUCCAUCAGCUCAUUGCCAGAGCUAAACAUUAGCGCUUGCGGGGUUUUACUCUCCAGAGUUGUCAUCUCGCCAUGGCGUUCGUCCACGCAGAUGUUUUCCUUGGAGCACCUAAGACGGGCCGCUCACAUACCGUCCCACAACACCAAGCGCUACCGGCAAGCAACGACAUCAGUAUAUCAGUGAAGGACCGACGCCACCACUCCGCUGCACGACACCACGAACAUGGCGUCUCUAUUAGGUCCCGUUUACUCCCUCUAAUCCCCACAAGUAGACCGGUCAUUGCCGUGGGACGAUCUGUCAAGCAUGGAAUAUGAUAUUGCGCUUGAGGAGCCUCCGGUGAUGACUUCUUGUAGGACUUGGGU